This is a messenger RNA of Bradysia coprophila, 1961 nucleotides long. RefSeq lists its product as uncharacterized. Lineage: Eukaryota; Metazoa; Arthropoda; Insecta; Diptera; Sciaridae. The record is from RefSeq and is a predicted model, not a curated record.
AACAUUACUUCGGAUUACACAUGUACGAGAAUAAUUUUUUUGUUAUUUUGAAUCUCGCGCGAAAUUCGUGGUUAUAUUCGGAUCACACUACACAACAACAUUCUCACCAUAUGAGAGGGAUAUUUUCAGAUGAGCGAAGCUGCAAACCCUUGAUUCGUAGUCGCAGUAUGCUUUGACGCGUGUUUCACAGUCUUGAUUGAGAAAAUAUCGUUGCAUCAGUGCGCAUUUGGCUUGUUUAACUUUUUGAGAAUAAUUUUUGUGAAAAAUGGCUAAUUGUGUUGAUUUGAACAAUGUUCAUGAUGCCGAAGAAGAUGAUGCCGAAGAAGUCGGUACGGAUUGUGAUUUGGACGAAAGACCGGGUACACCGGAUGAACUGAUUGAAAUGGCUAAUUCAGCGUCGAAAGAACUUUUGCCAUUUAAAUCGAAAGCGAGAUACGAGCAAACGUUACGUGAAUUUAAAAAUUGGCAAGAAACGAAGAAAACAACAUCUAAUUCGGAACGGGUGCUGCUAUCAUAUUUUAGUGAGCUUAAAGGGCUAAAAGGAAAAUUGUCGCCAGCUACACUGUGGUCGCGAUUUUCAAUGUUAAAGGCGACAUUGAAAAUCUAUGAACAUGUGGACAUUGGAUCGUACACGUCGUUAACUGCUUUCCUGAAGGUACAGUUAAAGGGACACAAACCGAAAAAAGCCAAAGUUUUAACCGAGGUUGAAUUGCGACGAUUUAUUGAGGAAGCCCCCGACCAUGUCUGGCUUGAUGUGAAAGUUGCUUGCAUAUUUGCUAUCUUUGGAUGUUGCAGAAGCCAUGAAUUUCCGAGUAUCGAAAUGAGUGACAUCACCCGGUACCCCGACAUGUACUACGUUGAUAUUAAAGAAACCAAAACGAGCACACCGAAUGCGUUUGCCAUAACCGAACCAUUGGUCAGUGUGGUGAAGCGGUACGAGAAUCUGCGUCCGCCAAAAGCUACAUCAAAUCGAUUCUUCUUGAAUUUCCAAAAUGGGAAAUGUACCGUACAAGUUAUAGGUAAAAAUAAAUUUUACCAAAUGCCUCGACGUAUUGCUGAAUUUUUGAAAUUACCGGACGUUGAUCGUUACACAGGACACUCCUUCCGCCGAUCUUCUUCAACUUUGUAUGCGAACACAGGCGCGAGUAUUGAAUCGGUGAAACGACACACAGGACACAAAUCUACUAAGAUUUGUGAAUCUUAUAUAGAAGACUGCAUCGAGAACAAGCGGAAAAGAGGGAACGAGAUAAUGUCCGCGUUAAAUAAUGCAUGGCCGCCUACUGCUCGUCCGAGCAGCUCAUCCGAAGCUACUACCGAUUCGGGUAGUCGUCGUUCUGUAACAACGUCUUCCGCUAGUUCGACUUCCGCACCUGUUGAAGAUCGUCAUUCCGUCGAUUUUCGAACCAUUGCGUCAGGGUUCUCUUCGGCUGAUACGAACAACCGAUCUGAAAAUCGUCGCUUGUCAUUAUCUUCAACCAGCUCAUCCGAAGCUAUCAGCGAUCCGGGUAAUCGUCGUUCUGUAACAACCUCUUCCGCUAGUUCGGCUUCCGCACCUGUUGACGAUCGUCAUUCCGUCAAUGCAUCGACAUUUUCAGCCGGUCGUACGACUGAGUCUCCAAACCGUACCGAUUCGAUGGAUGUCGCACUAUCGCAGGAAAUGGUUUCCGCAGACUUCGGUGAUACUACCGCACACGUGAAUACAUUCGAGUCAACAGAAUUGUCCACUCAAAGCAUCAUGGCGAAAAUGCACAAACAGAUGAUAUUCUACAAGUGCGACAAUUUGACCUUAAAUCUAAAAUAAUAAUUUGAAACGUUUCAACGUACCCGUACAUUGUUUUUACUCGAAUUUCAUUUUGAAUAUUUUUUUGUUUAUCGUUCAGUCGUCUAAUUGAUUUGAACACAUUGUUGCUUGGAAUCGAACUUUGAAUAAUAAUUUAAAACGUUUUAUUGAAUACAUACGU